Molecule: messenger RNA, 1914 nt
Organism: Fusarium venenatum
Lineage: Eukaryota; Fungi; Ascomycota; Sordariomycetes; Hypocreales; Nectriaceae
Product: AFG1-like ATPase-domain-containing protein
Cellular component (GO): cytoplasm; mitochondrion
Molecular function (GO): ATP binding; ATP hydrolysis activity
Source: RefSeq, a predicted model, not a curated record
AUGAGGCGGUUCUCAACAGCAGUAAUUAUAACAGAUCCCUUGGUCAAGUAUCAAACACACGUAGCCGCCGGUUUUUAUGCUCCAGACCCAUCUCAGCAUAGACUUGCCAGGCACUUACACAAGAUAUAUCUCCGCAUCAAGGAUUACUCUCCACAAACCGAAUAUCGUCAACGCUUGAAACAAGUUGCCCGCUUGACAGAGGCGAGACCCAAAAACAAUUCAGAAGAAGAUGGGAAUAUUCUUGCAUUGCACAACCACUCGAUAUGGAGGAACCCACUCUUCAAACAUCUGCUCGCAACACCUGAAGGAAAGGAGAGUCUCGCUAUGACACGGGUACUUGCGAACCACGAGUCAGCAAUUGAGAUAGAUUCACCCAAGGGUUUGUUUUUAUCAGGUGAAGUGGGCACUGGGAAGUCUAUGUUGCUCGACCUACUCGCAGAUGGCUUGCCAACUGAGCGGAAGAGGAGAUGGCAUUUCAACACCUUCAUGCUUUAUACCAUUUCCCAACUCGAGCAUCAUCGAAAGACCAGUCCAAGUGUUAAGGAGGGUGAAAAUGACUAUUCUAUCCUGUGGAUGGCUAAGAAGCUGGUUGACGAGUCUCCGAUCCUGUUCCUUGACGAAUUCCAGUUGCCAGAUAAAGCAGCUAGCAAAAUCCUCAGCCAUCUCUUCAUUGCUUUCUUCCAGCUCGGCGGUGUUCUCAUUGCUUCUUCGAACCGCAUGCCCGAAGAGCUCCAGAAUGCAAUCGGUGUGGACUAUACGCCCGCACCGACAAGAGGCUUGAUCCGCAGGUUUUUUGGUGGUGCAGUACGUGCCCGAGGCGAACUAUACGGAUCAACUAGUGAUUUUGCCAACUUUCUCGAAGUAUUAAAGGCUAGAUGCGACUUUUGGCAGAUGGAAGGAGCCAGGGAUUGGCGAAGAAGAGAGGAGACCGAUAGCCCACUCGUUAUGGCUGGGAACACUGCCAAAGGCGAAACGGUGGUGGAAGAAACCAUCGCUCGCGACAAACUAGAGGGAAUUGCUACGAAGCCGAUCAACUAUUACUUGUCAACAGAUGAACAUGACGCAUGGAUGGAGCGAGUAAGGACUGCAAUCACAUGGACAGACCCCAAAUCACUGCCAUGGGAGCCCUCAACUGUUGUGGUGUAUGGCCGAAAGGUUCACACUCCUCGGCACUACAAUGGCUACGUGUUCUGGGACUUUGACAAGAUAGUCGAGACUUUCGGACCCGCUGACUAUAUCACAAUGGCCUCUACCUACCACACAUUUAUCAUCGACAACGUACCUGUUCUGACACAUGCGACAAAGAACGAAGCGCGACGCUUUAUUACGCUGUUGGAUGCUCUAUACGAAGCUCGCUGCAAACUCAUCAUCCGGGCCCAAAACCCUCCCGAUACACUUUUCUUCCCCAAGAAGAGAGGCUCUUCGACUGGAAAGCCAAAUAAUCCAAACGAGCCCGACGACCUCAUCUCAGAAACAAUUGCCGAAGUAUACCAAGACCAAAUGUCUCCAUUCCGACCCAAUGUGGCAUACUACGAUACAAAGUCAAGCACUGCAUCUUACGAUCCGGACCAGGACUCGGACUUUGGCAUACAAACCAAGCCCCUUGACUUUGCGAAUAGAAGUGCAUUCACCGGUGAAGAUGAGCGGUUCGCAUACAAGAGAGCAAUCUCUCGACUGUGGGAACUUUGCAGCGCGCAGUGGCAUGCCAGGACAGGAGAUUGGUGGCAGCCGCUGCCCCUCGAGGCAAGGCACUGGGAGGGAGGCAUGGUCACACAGGCUGUCCAACAUCAAAUCGGUGCAAGUAGGCUGAGUAAAGAUGAAGGGAUGGGUCAGAGUUUUGAAGUCGAUGAGAUGGCUGGACUGUCAAAGUGGAGGGUUGAAGAUCUGAAGAAUAACCCCGAAAAGAGUGUCUGA